AAAACAACAUUGUCGUCCCCUCGCUGGUUCGCACGACUGGAAAAACAUCGACAACGCCCCCUAAACUACUGACAGUACAGUUAUGCUGCGUUGUUGUUGAUGUAGUUAGCACCACUGUAUUUCUACCAGAAUUGUUUCUGGCAAAUAACCAUGGAGGCAAAGUUAAAGACAGAGUUGGGGACAGCCGUGCUGAAGUCUACUGGUCACUCUGGAGGCGGAUGUAUCAGCGAGGGCCAGAGUUAUGACACUGACACUGGGAGAGUGUUUGUCAAGAUCAACCACAAGAGCGAGGCCAAACGGAUGUUUGAUGGGGAGAUGGCCAGUUUGGAAGCCAUCUUAAAGACAGAGACUGUUAAAGUCCCCAGGCCUGUGAAGGUGAUUGAGCUUGACACAGGAGGGUGUGUAUUUGUAAUGGAGCAUCUGGACAUGAGAGGUCUUAGCAAGCACUCAAAGCUGCUAGGGGAGAAGAUGGCAGAUCUGCAUCUUCACAACAAGAGACAGUUGGAAAAAUUGAAGAAAGAGCAGCAGACAGUGGGAAAGGGAGCUGGACAGUCAGAGGUGGCUGUUGUUGGGAAAUUUGGCUUUAGUGUACCUACAUGCUGUGGAUAUCUACCACAGAGAAACGAGUGGCAGGAUGACUGGGUGACAUUUUUCUCCCAGCAGCGGCUGCAGCACCAGCUUGACAUGGCGGAGAAUUCUUAUGGAGACAGGGAGGCUAGAGAACUGUGGGCCAAGCUACAGCUGAAGAUCCCUCAGUUUUUCAAAGAUGUGGAAAUUGUCCCUGCUCUCCUCCAUGGAGAUUUAUGGGGAGGCAAUGUGUCAGAGUGUGCAGAAGGCCCAGUCACCUUUGACCCUGCUUCCUUCUAUGGCCAUUCAGAAUAUGAGCUGGGUAUUGCGGGGAUGUUUGGCGGCUUCAACAGCUCUUUUUACUCUGCUUACCAUGAAAAGAUUCCUAAAGCACCAGGCUUCGCAGAGAGAAACCAGCUUUACCAACUCUUCCACUAUCUGAAUCACUGGAACCACUUUGGGGGUGGCUACAGAAGCUCUUCAUUGAGGAUUAUGAAGAACCUACUGAAAUAACUGCACUCGCACUUAUAAAAAGCUUCACAACUUAGUGUUAAACACAAACAUGGUUUUAUUAUGUAAAAAUCGAUAGAUGCUAAUUUGACCAAAAUUAAUGUGGCUGCUUGUUGGAGAAAAUAAACCAUUUUAACAUUGUAAUAUCUGUUAUAGUGUGUGUCAAAUCCAGAAUCAUGAUAACAAAAUUAAUUCAGGACUGACUAGUCCACCCACAUCAACUUUCUUUCAAAACUAGAAAAAAACAGAGCCCAUAUCUUCCAGUUUAUAUCUUCAUGUGUAUGAUUUAACAAGGACACUUUAGUUAUUAGUAAUUUAAUACUUUAUGUAUAAAUGUAUGUACAUAUGUGACUGUUGAUGUCAUGCAAGUGUAGCUAUAUAAUAAUCAAUAAUUGCAAUAUAAUUAAUCUUGAGAUGA
Messenger RNA from Scophthalmus maximus (turbot), 1495 nucleotides. RefSeq names its product fructosamine 3 kinase related protein. The transcript has 6 exons. Bases 151 to 1080 code for a protein of 309 amino acids. The record is from RefSeq and is a predicted model, not a curated record. NCBI's taxonomy places the organism in Eukaryota, Metazoa, Chordata, Actinopteri, Pleuronectiformes, Scophthalmidae.